AUGAAGGAUUUGUCUCUGUCCGUGCUGAGUCGAGGGUGCGGUCGAUUCGUCUCGUCCAACAGAAACACAGGGAGACAUGAUGGACGGCUGGAUGUCUGCUUCACACCGCAGGACUACUAUAUCUGGAAGUCCCAGGACUCUCUCCUGCGACUGUCCAACAGCGGACAUCUGCUUGUGGAAGAAGUGUCUGCUCUUCCAAAGACUUACAGCACUCGUAGAGGGCCACUUCUGCUGUACUCUCAGGACUUGGUUACUAUGGAAACCAGCGCUAACUCAGAGACCAGGGAUAGGAAGCAGCAGGUUGUUCGGGGGUACAGCCAACAAGUGGAACAGCAGCUGAGCAACCUUAAGGAGCUAACAGCAGCGAUUAUGAGCUACAGCAACACCCAGUUCAUUUCCUCCAAACUUGGCCCACUCUUCCUUCCUCCUAUUAAUCUCCCUCCUGCUCCAGACCUUCGACGUCCCAGUCCUCCACACCUUCAUACAACACACGAGCAGCCUAGUACAGAGCUGCUUGUGCAGUUAAAGCCUGAGUGGCUUCCUGCACAGAGAAAUGAUGAAGGUAAAAAAUGGCAAGACAGACAGAUGGAUAAAGAGGGGAAGCAGAGCAGCAGGAAGAGGGUCAGGUUGGAUCUGUUUCUCCAGAUGCCCUGCUCAUCCAGGAGUCCAAGUCCACAGAUGGACCCUCAGCCUUGGGUACACUAUGUAGCAACGACUCUUGAAGCACCAGAAGAACCUCAGCAACUGCAGACUGCAGUAGACCUGCAACUGCAGACUUCCGCAGACCUGAAUCUGGAGUAUACUGAAAGUUUACACCAUACUGAUAUUAACCACGACAGUACCCGAGGGGAGCUCCAUCAUCCAGUAGCAGAUGAUUGCGACUGUGCCAUUCAAGACAGUGGAAGGAACAGUGAUGAAGGCCGCUGUGAAACAGCGAUAAGUGGGAACAGACAAAGGAGGACAGGCUUCCUUCCUCCUCUGACAGUGGGACAAUCAGUCUGUGAUGAACUCUACUGGGAGAAGACAGACAGGCCGAGUUGGACAGGUCCCAGCAGAGAUGAGCAGUAUGCAGAGCGCCUACCUCCCAUAGCAGAGAGUCAUACUGUCACCGCCACCCAGGUGAUCCAGACUCCAACCCGGAAAGAUGUCGACCCAAAGGCAGAAAGACUUCGGUUUCAGCCCCAAGAAAAUCUGAACAGACUCCAUCAGCAGCCUCUAUUUCUUCCUCUGCUGUUUCCUGGUAUGGAGGAAAAGAUUAGCGGAAAGCAAAAAGGAGGAGAAGAAAAAACAGAGAGACAAAACUUUAAAAAAGCGCCAGGAGGGCGAGGUGAAGGAGGAAGGCUUUCCUCUGAGAAAGGCUCUGUGAUUAUGUUGCAGCCAGGAGAAGAGCCUCCUCCUCCAGUGGGAGUGUUGGGUUGUGUUGCAGGACGGAAAGGCCCGGGCAAGCAGAGCUCUUUGGCCUUCUUACAGAACCGACUGCUGGACCUCCAGGAUCCCUGUGACUCCAGCGAAGCUAACAGAGGAGUGGUUAGGGGCGUCCUGCCUCUGGAGCUCAGAGAUUUGCAGAACGGCAACUCUGUUGGCAGCCUGAUCCUGGGUCCUGAUGGGCAGAUCAUUCAGCUAUCGCUGUACGACAGCAGUCAGGAUGCAUCUCACGGUGAUGGUGACACACAGGAGCAAGCUCUCCAGGUUUUGUCUGCAGAAGGAGAGGAGUUACCCUGGGUCAUUGUGCUACAGCCUGAACACACGCAUACAGAGGGAGAUGUGGAGCUGAACAUAGAUAUUCCUGUGGGUGACAUCCAGCACCAUCAGUCAGUGAAGCUCCUAGAUCUUCACAGAUCUUCAUCAGCGGAGAUGAAUGCAUACUCACCGGGCAUCCACACAGACCCAGGUAAAGAUCCAGCAGCUGUGACCAAUGAAAAAACAAAGCAUGCACAAACAACUACAGAAACAUGGCAAAAGGAUGCUAAAAACAACAUUAGUUUGCCUCCACUGAGGGAGCAGGUAGGGAAGGAGGAGCCAAGGGGAGGCAACACUGAAGCAGAGGACGAGGACGAAGAGGGGGAGCUGGGCAACACAGGACGGAGUAGCUAUUUGUCUGGAUCACAUCAGCCAGGGUUGUUUGUCUGUUUUUCCUGGGAAAAACUACAAUUAAAAGAUGGUGUAUCAUGUAGCUGGCAGGACAUCAGCCUAAAUGAAGCAACAACAGAGCACGCUGCUGACCAAAGGCGACAGAAUACUAAGAGGAAGGAUGCUGAGGAAGCUGUGACCACCACAAGGAAAAGGGAGAUUAAAAUGGUGAAAAGUGCAGAGUCAGAUGGGCAGAAGACAUCGGCGACAAGGAGGGAAGAGAGAUGGCGGAGGCAAAAUGCAGGAAAUGAUGCUCCAUCAAUCGGGCACCAGAAACAGAAAGAGAGGAGCAACAGAGAAGCAGCAGAGACUCGGGAUCAUUCUCCUCUCCCUUCUGUGAAAAAGAAGAUGCCAGAAAGAGAAGGAGAGAGUGGAGAAGUAAAGAUGUUUGAGGAGAGAAAAGAGCGAGGAGAAGCGAUGAAGAAGAAGGAAAAUUCUGCUGGGAGGAAGAGGAGGAGGAGAGGAGGGCUGAAACACAAAGAGAUAGUUGUUGGUAAGGACAACGACCCCCUAAAGAAAGAGGAGGUGAAAAUCAGCAAGGAAAUAGAAAAGGAGUCUCACCUAAAAUCUGCCAAAAGUCCCUCUGCAACACAAAGACACAAUAACAAUACAAAGGCAAAUUCAGAAGAGGACGUGGACACAGAGCAUCUUUCCUCCAACACUGACAAACACAGCAGCGUCCGAUCCGUGAGCUCGCUCAGGUCCGCCGCCACUUCAUUCAACCAGAGGAGCUCCAGGAGGUCUGCAGCCUCCUCUUACUGUGAGGGGACAGUGCCGGCCAGCGCCAUGGGUCUCACAUCAUCACAUGGCCGCCUGUCAUCAUGUUCAACUGUCAUGGUGACGGAGGAACAGCUGAUGCUGAACCCUGUGAAGCCAGAGUCCACCAGGCCCAAAAAGAGUCAGGAAGAGGAGCAGGAAGAGGCUGCAGCUCUGCGUCUGGCCCAGCGAGCAGAGAGACGGAGGCAGGAGGUAGAGAGGAAGAGGAGGGAGCGGGAGGAAGAGGAGAGGAAGCAGCAGGAGCGGGAGCAAAUAGAGGAGAGGAUGAAGAACGAGCUGGAGGAGGAGAGGAGGAAGAGAGCUGAGGAGCUCAGACUGAAGAAGCUGGCGGAGGAGGAGCAGAGGGGGAAGCGCGAGGAAGAAAAGCAGGAGCAAGCAAAACGGGAAGAGGCACAAAGAGAAAGAGAGAGGAGGCGGCAGGAGGAGAGGAGGCGGCAGAUGGAGCGAUUCCAGAAGAUGAGGGAGGAGGAGGAACAGAGGAGGAAAGCUGAAAUAGAGCGUCUGCGCCUGGAAGAGGAGAGGAGGCAGGAGGAGGAGAGCAAGAAGCUACAGGAAAUGGAUGAGGAUGAGAGGAUGGAGUACCUCUGUAGGAAGGAGCAAGAGGAGAAGAACAGAAGGAGCAUAGAAGAGGAGCGUAAGAAGAGAGAAGAGGAGGCCGCUGUAAGGGCCGCAGAGGAGGCCAGGCUGCAGGCGGAGCUGCUCACCAGACAGAUGGCGCUGUUGCAGCGGCAGUUGGCCUUUAAAAGGGGUCUCGCGUUUGAGGCUGAAGGUCUUGAGAAAACCCAGGGUAUCUCCAGACCGUGGAUCUACUCUUAUUUCACUUUGUUACAGCUACUGGGUCUAAAUCCAGCUAAAGCUGAGACCACAACCCCUGACCUUUAA
Messenger RNA from Plectropomus leopardus (leopard coralgrouper), 3789 nucleotides. The record is from RefSeq and is a predicted model, not a curated record. Lineage: Eukaryota; Metazoa; Chordata; Actinopteri; Perciformes; Serranidae.